AUGGAAACAGUGACGCAAUUAGAGACAAUUGAUAAAAUCCCGGUGGACUGGAAGACAGGUUCUUAUUCAUUUUGCAAACACCGUGAUAAGCAGCAACCUUUAUCAGUGCUGACGAAGAGUAGACGUCAAUUCUUAUCAAUGCCUUCAUGGCUGGAAUCAAAAUAUCAACCUAUGACAACGAAACGUUUUGCAUUUAAGUCUUCGAAGCUGUCUUCGGCUGCAGAUCAGCUAUGGUCAGCCAGUAAGAGUGGUUUCAAGGCCGAUGAGAAAAAUAUAAAACUAGAUCUGGGCAAGACACUCGCUAAAGAUAAACCAGAAAAGAGUUCAAAUGCGGAAGCGACAAAGAACACUGUUGGCAGUUUUGUAUUUGGUUCGAAAUUGUCAGAGAAAGUAAUCAUCAGUAAGGAAGAUAAAAUGGGCGAACAAACCAGCGCUUGUAAUUCCGCAAGUGAGCUUAUCGUAGCAAAUAGUGAAACCAGGGGUGACGUUCCGAAAAGUGUCACGGAAGUAUUUGAGGAAAUCAAACAAAAAGGAGCUUCAUCUUCCUUUAUCGGUAACCAUAAAUCAAAAGAGUCAGUUGCAGAAUUGGAAGCGAUCUCUGCUUCGUCGAGUUCAAUUACUAACGACGAUAAUUCGAUUAUACCUUCUGAGAUAGAUGAAUCAGUCCCACCAAAGCUAGAUGUUGUUACUGGUGAGGAAGGUGAAAUAAAUAUAUAUCGUGCAGUGUGUAAAUUACAUUCAUUUGAUAGUUCGGCAAAAUCAUGGGUAGAGCGUGGCAUGUCUUGCUUACGUAUUAACGAAAGGGGUGAAGAGCCUCCUUACACUUACCGAAUCGUCGGCCGAGUAAUGGGCAACCAAAGGGUAGUACUAAAUUCGCAGAUAUUUCCGGAUAUGAUCGUUGAAAAAUUAUCAAUGAGACGGGUGAAGUUCUCAGCUACAGCACCAGAUUCAGAAGUUCCAGCGCUUUUUCUUGCUACAGCAUCUGAAUUUGUUGCUGCACAACUUUAUGGAACUCUUUCUCGAAUUGUGGAAAAUAAGAAAAAAGAAGCAACACGUAAAAGGAAAUUUUCCGAUAUGGUUCCAGAGCAAGAUAAUAUCGAGUCUGCCGCAUCGAAGAAGGUGUUGGCUGGAAAUUAAGUUAUUCAUAUCUUAUUCAUAUCUUAUCCACCAAUAUGAAAUGAAACUUCCGUGGGUUUUAUUGGGUUAACUUAGUAGUUAUCUUUUCUUUGUUAUGUAAAUGAAAAAUUGUAAACUAGCAAUAAGAAUGAAAUAUUUUUUUGUGUAUCUUUAACGGCAUAAGACAAGCAAUGGUAAGCAUCAAGUUUGCCAUCCAUAACUUUAAAC
This is a messenger RNA of Loa loa (African eye worm), 1344 nucleotides long. Its product is annotated as RanBP1 domain-containing protein. Gene Ontology annotation, cellular component: cytoplasm; nuclear pore. The coding region runs from base 1 to 1137 and encodes 378 amino acids. The transcript is spliced from 8 exons. The record is from RefSeq and is a predicted model, not a curated record. NCBI's taxonomy places the organism in Eukaryota, Metazoa, Nematoda, Chromadorea, Rhabditida, Onchocercidae. Gene Ontology annotation, biological process: protein export from nucleus. Gene Ontology annotation, molecular function: GTPase activator activity.